Messenger RNA from Agrilus planipennis (emerald ash borer), 2052 nucleotides. It is a transcript of the gene Pho, whose product is annotated as transcriptional repressor protein YY1. The transcript is spliced from 5 exons. The record is from RefSeq and is a predicted model, not a curated record. Bases 383 to 1483 code for a protein of 366 amino acids. NCBI's taxonomy places the organism in Eukaryota, Metazoa, Arthropoda, Insecta, Coleoptera, Buprestidae. Gene Ontology annotation, cellular component: PcG protein complex; transcription regulator complex. Gene Ontology annotation, molecular function: RNA polymerase II cis-regulatory region sequence-specific DNA binding; DNA-binding transcription factor activity, RNA polymerase II-specific. Gene Ontology annotation, biological process: regulation of transcription by RNA polymerase II.
UAUUACAUUAUUAUUCAUUAAUAAUUUAUUUUUUUCCUUUUCACUGUAUUAAAAUUGUACGCUGUUCUAAUUUCAAAUUUCCCGGAGUUGAUAGAAGAGGACAGCCUAUUCCUUGUUUAAUAGGUUAGUUGAAGUAAUUCCCGUUAAUCAGCGCCAAAAAGUGUGUGAAGGAGUGAUGCGACGUACGUCGUGGGAGUGUGUUGCUGUGAAACUGCUUUAGAAAUCGAAACGUACGUGGAGAUUGAAGCACGUUGCGCAUUGAAAAUCAUUUUCUUCGAAGUGAUGGUCGCGUGCAGUUGUCCGCCAUUGUUAUUUAUACGGUGAGCUGACAUAUUACUCCGCCAUAUUGUGGAACCAUAUUUUAUAAACAAAUAAAUCAGAAAUGGCGGAUCACCAAAACAUAAUGUGCGAAGUCGAAAUUCAACCGGACAUCCAAGAGUGCGUGGAAAUAGAGACGAUUCCUGUAGAUAUGCCCGAAACCGUGGAAACUAUCGUCGAAUGUGGUGAACCUAUGAUACCUAUGCAAUCGUUGGAAGGUCGGGACAUUAUCCUGGAGCCCCAGGAAGAGGUUAUCGACGAUUCCGGUGAUCCUUUAAACCUAUACGACGUACCUGUGCCAGACGCGAGUGAAAUUUACGUAGAAUCUUCCCCGGGACCGUCUAUAAAACGUAAAAAGACUGCUAAUCGUAACCGUGGUGUUUUAAUCAAACAAGAAGCUAUGCUUGGCGGUGAUAUGACUAUAGAAACCAAACCUAGGAAAUGGGAACAGAAGCAAGUGCAAAUUAAAACCAUGGAGGGUGAAUUCUCGGUCACGAUGUGGGCGUCUGGAGCCAGUGAUGACGAGGGUUCGAAUCCUGAGCCAGACCCUGAUUAUACCGAAUAUAUGACUGGUAAAAAAAUCCCUGCAGACGGAAUUCCAGGCCUGGAUCUGUCCGAUCCGAAACAACUUGCAGAAUUCGCACGUCCUGGAUUGAAGAGUCCGCGGGUGCGACGUCCCAAUCAGGACAAUGUGGACAGGACUAUCGCAUGCCCGCACAAAGGAUGCACCAAAAUGUUCCGCGACAAUUCGGCGAUGAGAAAACACCUUCAUACGCAUGGCCCCCGCGUACAUGUAUGCGCUGAAUGCGGAAAAGCCUUUGUAGAAUCGAGCAAACUUAAAAGACACCAACUCGUACACACCGGGGAAAAACCGUUCCAGUGUACUUUCGAGGGAUGUGGGAAGCGAUUUAGUCUUGAUUUUAAUUUAAGGACCCAUGUACGUAUUCACACGGGAGACCGACCUUACGUGUGCCCCUUUGAUGGUUGCAACAAGAAGUUUGCACAGUCCACAAAUUUGAAAAGCCAUAUUCUAACUCAUGCCAAAGCGAAGUCUCGAAAUGCGCUGGCUCGAGCAAAUGCUAAUACAAUGCAGAUGUUACAACCUCAGUUCGUACAAGUCGAGGUUGCAGACGUUGAGCAGCCUUACAUUGUAUACACUGAUUAACAGGAGGAAGAGUUCGAUUGAACCAGUGAUAACGAAAACAAAGAGGACUUUCUUACAAUUAAGGUAGUUUAGAACAACCUGAGCCAUACCAAAAAAGUCGAAGACAUCAGGAGAGUGUUAGAGCUAGUUAUUUCAAUAAUUUGUAAUAGUUGUAUUUCUCAAAAUUCUUCUCAGUUGUGUACUCUUUGUUUUAACCAUUUUAAUUUAUAUAAGUGGCGAUAGAAUUAAUUAAUUGUUAAGUAGUUUUGCGGAAAAAAGUUAUUUAUUGCAAUCGAAGAAUGUUUUGAUUCCUUGCCUUAUCCUUGGCGUCAAAUUUAUCAGGAAUUCAUUGUGUAUAGAAAAGGAAACGUUUAAAAAUUAAUAUUUUUGUAAUAUUAAAUCGAAAUUAUAUUUAAAUAGUUUUGUUGUGUAUGAAAUACGAGAUUGUCUGCGUGAAGACUUGCAUUUUUUCUUCUUAGUACUUCAGUUAAUGUGAUGUAAAUUGAGUAAUUUUACGAUAAGUAAAGUUUAGUCUUUAUCAUUUAAUUGCAACCAAUAUUUGGUUAAUUAUUGUAAACUGACCUUAAGCA